GCAUUAGUCUCUUGUCACGCUCUUGAUUUCGAGAAGUGAAGCUUCCUGCCCUUCCUGCAGUCACACGAGGAAACAAAGAAACGCAAUAAAAUUUUCUCAUUGCUGCCCUACAUACGAAGUUCUUUAGCUCCGGUUGAUCGAAAGUGCAAAACAUAUUCAUUGCUGCAUAAUUUGAACAAUUUUAGACGUUGCGUAAAUUCUAUUAGAUAUUGGAACGCGUGUUUGUUUUGUUGGAAAAAGGAAACCAGGCCAGCACCGUCAUGGAGGUUAGCAAUGGAAACCAGAAGAGCGUAGAAAAUACGCCUACCAAACCGGCUGAGGAUCGUCAGCCGGCUGCUGAACAACCCGCUGUAUCCGUCGCGGAAUCCUCGGAAAAGGAUGAAAAAUUGGUGGCGAAUUUGCGUCAGCAGAUUCCAGACAUCGACAAUAUCUUCAACAUCCAUCGGAAGAUCGGUCACGGUACGUUCAGCUCGGUUUUCCUUGGUACACUGAAAUGCCACGAGCGACUCCCGAAGGAGAAGCGUAAACUGUUUGCCAUCAAGCAUCUGGUUCCUACUAGUCAUCCGAGUCGUAUCGAACGGGAGCUGAAAUGUAUGAUGCUUAUCGGUGGAGCUAGCAAUGUAGUUGGAGUUGAUUUAUGCCUCCGACGACAGGAGUCGGUGGCAUUUGUGAUGCCAUUCAUCGCCCAUGAUCAGUUUCAUGUGUACUAUGAUAAAAUGACACCGACUGAAACUCAGCUGUACAUGAAGAAUCUAUUGAUUGCGUUGAAGCGGGUACAUGAAUUCAACGUGAUUCAUCGGGAUGUAAAACCAAGCAACUUCUUGUACAAUCGGAAGAAGCAGACUUUCUUGCUAGUUGAUUUCGGGUUGGCUCAGGAUAUUAGUAACCGAGUCGUCAGAGAAGCACUAGUUGAAGCAGAGGAUAAGACUGGAAAACGAAGGCUUUCGGGCAACGUCACGGAAGGAAAUCCGCAGGACUCGGAUGCCGUUGUGCAAGUGCAGAAAAAAGUGAAACUGCAUGAUAACUUGGAGAAUAGUACAACUCUCGUUAGCGCUGUGGAGCAGGAGCAACAACCACCACCGGUGUUUAAAACACCGUUAAAACAAUCUAAUCAAAUCAUCUCACCGAUGAAACUCUCGAAUAUAACAAAAGAUCUGUAUAGCUCGCCGCUUGUGCGACAAGUCAAGUCCACCGUUCUGGGUAUUAGUAGCAAUCUAAAGGCGGCUCAACGCCCGCAGCAAAGCAGAAGCAGCAACUCAACCGCGGUAGCACCAAUCCCCCAGAGAAUGGCUAACGGUGGAUCAAUAACCCACCAAUAUAACACUUCUUCGUCGAUUAGUGCUGCAGCGAAGCUUGACGCUGUAUGCAGAUGCUUCGGUAAAAGUCAGGUCUGCAACAUUUGCCUGGUUAAGAAAGAAAUACAGGCAUCCCGUGCUGGAACCCCAGGAUACCGUCCACCGGAAGUUUUGUUGAAAUACCCGGACCAAACCACCGUCGUCGACGUUUGGGCUGCUGGCGUCAUGUUUCUUAGUAUUCUCUCGCGAUGUUAUCCCUUUUUCCAGAACUCGGAUGAUUUCCACUCAUUGGCUGAGAUUGUCAGUAUUUUCGGCGAUCAGCGUAUUAAAAAGACUGCUAACAUAUUAGGACGUCACGUCAAAACUGCCCAACGGAAGCAACCACUGGAUCUCCGGAAACUGUCACUGCGACUUCGUUUCCGCUUUCGACGCCUGCGUGCUCGGCAACAACAGCAACAACAAGACGAGGAAUCUGGCGCCACGUUUGCUAACAGCUGUGACAAUUGUCAGCAACGUUUGGACGAAUGUCUAUGUGAGCAUUCUGAAUCAAACAGAGAUUUCUCGGAAGAUGAAUACUCUGACAGUGCCUACGAUUUGCUGUACAAACUGUUGGAGAUCAAUCCACACAAUCGCAUCUCCGCUGAGGAAGCUCUAAAGCAUCCCUAUUUCCAGGAGGCUCUCUAGAAUGCGUAUCAGGCUGAAUGAAAAAUAAAGUAUUAUAAAUUUAUAUCUAGACCGAGAACACAAAUGCCAACAUUCUUUGCGAAUAUAUUCUAUCUAAAUUAUAAAUCAGUCGUAGGUAAAAUUAGCGAAACAAAGAACAUUUCUUAUAGAGAUUUUAGCAAAAUUCACUCAUUCUUGUAGAACGAGUCAAAAUUCAGUGUGAAUGUAAAAUUUGUUUAAAUUAUUUUAAUUGAUUCUAAAUUAUUUAUUGAAACCGACAACAUGAAUGCGUGCUGUUUUGUCAUUUUAAAUACAUCCCAUUGAGAGAACUGAAAUUAAGUGAACAGCACUUAUAAGUCGAGGAGUAACAUGAAAACUAGUUUCUAAUGAUAACACUACAAAUGAGGCAAUAAAUGUAACAAAAGAAAUCAAA
Messenger RNA from Armigeres subalbatus, 2391 nucleotides. It is a transcript of the gene Cdc7, whose product is annotated as cell division cycle 7-related protein kinase. Gene Ontology annotation, cellular component: nucleus. Gene Ontology annotation, molecular function: ATP binding; protein serine/threonine kinase activity. Gene Ontology annotation, biological process: protein phosphorylation; mitotic DNA damage checkpoint signaling. NCBI's taxonomy places the organism in Eukaryota, Metazoa, Arthropoda, Insecta, Diptera, Culicidae. The record is from RefSeq and is a predicted model, not a curated record. The coding region runs from base 261 to 1979 and encodes 572 amino acids. The transcript has 2 exons.